AGCCGCCGGCUCGACCCCCCGUCUGGCUGGGCGCCCCAGCGCACCCCGCGCCCGCCCUGCGGCGCAACCGCCGCGGCUGGGGGUCAUGCUGGGCAUCGCCCCGAACAACAAAUCCUCCGCCGCCGCCGCGGCCUCCGCCGCCCCGCCGUCCGCGGCCGCGCCCGCCGCGGCUGAGCGGCACCAGCCGGGCCCGCCGCCGGAAGGCGGAGGUGGCUGGACGCGCGCGGCCUGUAGGGUUUGGACAGCAUGAAGUUCAACGCUUACCCAGAGAAAGGCGCCUACAGGUGGCACCGGAAAUGGCUGACCAUCACCUUGAUUGUUUGCGUCUCCGUCCUGUUCAUGUACGCGAGCACAACAAGCAGGCCGAUGAGCUCCAAGGAGCUCGAGAGCAUCGACUACAUCCAGCCAGUCCUGACGUCCUCGGGCUUCGAGAUGGGCAUCUGGACGGGCCACCCGGGGCACGUCGGCAAGGCCCAGGCGCCGGCGCGGCAGGCCGAGCGCUCCGAGGCGGAGGCGGUCCGCCAGCUGGCGAAGGAGCUGCAGGACGAGCGCGACAGGGCGAGGGAGCAGCAGCUGGAGAUCGAGCGCCUGCGCAGCAGCCUGCUGCGGCAGGCCCGGGAGGUGCCCCAGCAGCACCCCUCCGAGGGCCUGGACGCGCCCGAGCACCAGGAGGAGCCCCUCGGCGAGGAGCCCGAGCCCUCCGUGCCGGACGGGGAGCCCUCCGCCCCCGAGCGGGGCGACGGCAGCGGCCUCCCCGAAGACGCGCCGGCCGCGGAGGCCUCGAGGCCUCCGCGGCGGCCCGGCGGCGGCCUCCCCGCGGCGGAGGCCGAGCGGGCGGCGGCCGCGGCGCCGGGCGGAGGGAGCUGGGGCCCUCCCUCGGCGUCUUUAUGA
Molecule: messenger RNA, 891 nt
Organism: Prorocentrum cordatum
Lineage: Eukaryota; Dinophyceae; Prorocentrales; Prorocentraceae
Source: the annotation of a GenBank genome assembly